Molecule: messenger RNA, 1134 nt
Organism: Fusarium proliferatum ET1
Lineage: Eukaryota; Fungi; Ascomycota; Sordariomycetes; Hypocreales; Nectriaceae
Exons: 1
Coding region: 1-1134 (377 amino acids)
Molecular function (GO): oxidoreductase activity
Source: RefSeq, a predicted model, not a curated record
AUGGCCAAUCCAACAGCUUUACCCUUGACCAUGAAGGCACAGCUGCUCAAGGCUUACAAUCAGCCAUACGAGUAUUGCGACAUACCUUUACCUUCCAUGGAAGAACCCCAUGAUGUGUUGAUCAAGGUCGAGGCCGCUUCCUACUGCCAUACAGAUGCUGUUCUUGCUGCAGGCAAGAUGGCGCCCAAUCCGCCAUCAUUUCCACACAUUGGCUGUCAUGAAUUUGCGGGCACAGUAGUAGCAUUGGCAAACCCGGCCGUCUCACUCCGUGUUGGCGACCGAGUUGGCGUGGGGGGCCGAUCUUUUCGUCCUUGCACGACAUGCUUUGAGUGCAUAUCCGGUCCGAGUGCGGCGAACCCAGACGCAGAUUCCCCUGGAUACUCAGUAUACUGCCCAAAUAGCAUGAAUAAUGGCAUAAGCGGGCCGGGGGGGUUCAGAGAAUAUGCGGUUGUAGAUGCGAGACAGGUCGCACUUGUGCCAGAUGGCAUGAGUACAAUCGACACUUCAGUCAUGAUGUGUGCUGGUCUAACGAUUUACUCGGCUCUCAAACGUUGUAAACUGCAAAGAGGACAGAGGGUUGGAAUCGUGGGCUGCGGUGGUGGCCUUGGCCAUCUAGGCUUGCAAUUUGCCAUCGCCAUGGGCUUCAAGGUUCUUGGCGUGGAUAAUGCAGACGUACCUCUGAAACUUGCGAGGCAAACCACCAGCCACGCCAGGAUUGUGGAUGCAAGAAAAGAGCACGCUGAGACUGUGGUGAAACAGCUUGGGAAACAGGAUGGUCGCGUAGAUCGAGGACAUAUGGGUCUUGAUGCGGUUAUUAUCCUCUCCGAAAGCCAAGCCGCCUUCACCUAUGGGAUGAAGCUGCUUAGAAAUCACGGAGUGUGUGUCGUGGUAUCUUUCCCUGAGAAGCCAUUCCAGCUUGCAGCGCAAGACCUUGUCUUUCGGGACAUCGCUGUCAUUGGUAGUCUGGUUGGAAGUAAUAAGUUGCUGCGUGAGAUGCUGCAGUUUUCAGCCCAGCAUGAGAUCAGGGCAAGCAUCAAAACAUAUCCGCUGUCUCGGCUUAAUGACCUUGUGGCCGAGUACCACAGUGGAGGAGGCGGGAAGCUGGUGAUAGAUAUGACGAUGGCAGACAGCUAA